AUGUCUGAUACAGAAGAAAUUGCUCAUGCAAUUGCUGGAGCAGGAGGUGGAGCUUUAUCAAUGAUUGUAACAUAUCCAUUAGUUACAUUAUCAACAUUAGCACAAACAAAAGCUAAAAAAAAAGAAGAAAUUGAAUCAAAAUUAACAAAAGAACAACAAAUACAACAAGCAAAGGAAAAUUCAAAAUUAUCAAUAAAUGAAAAAAUUUUAAAAUCAAUCAAAACAAAUAGUUCAUAUAUUGCAGCAAAAGAAAUUAUUCAAGAAAAGGGAAUAUUUGGUUUAUAUUCAGGUUUAGAAAGUGCUAUAUAUGGAAUAACAUUAACUAAUUUCAUAUAUUAUUAUUUUUAUGAAUUAACUUCAAAUAUUUUUUUAAAAGCUAAUAAAGUAAGUAAUAAAAGAAAAACCGGUGGAUUAAGUACUUUCCAAUCUAUUAUUACUGGAGCUAUUGCAGGAGCUAUAACAUGUAUUGGAUCUAAUCCAUUUUGGGUUGCAAAUACAAGAAUGAUGACUGAAAAGAAAUCAAAACAAUCUAAUGGAGAACCUGUCAAAUCAAAUUCUACUUUUAGAACUAUAUUAGAUAUUAUUGAACAAGAUGGUAUAUCAACAUUAUUUGCAGGAGUUUUACCUGCUUUAGUAUUAGUUAUAAAUCCAAUAAUUCAAUAUACUAUAUUUGAACAAAUUAAAAAUAUAAUUAUAUUAAAUGGUGGACAAAAAUCAUUUACUGCAAUAAAAGCAUUUUUUAUAGGAGCAUUUGGUAAAUUAAUAGCAACAAGUUUAACUUAUCCAUAUAUUACUUUAAAAUCAAGAAUGCAUAUAAGAAAAAAAAAAUUACAAGAAAUUGAAAAAACUAAUACCACUAAAGAAAAAAAUUUAUCAAUGAUUCAAGAAAUUAAAAAAAUUAUUAAUGAAGAAGGUAUUGAAGGAUUAUAUGGUGGAUUAAUUGUUAAAUUAAUUCAAAGUAUUUCAACUGCUGCUUUUUUAUUUUAUUUUAAAGAAGAAUUAUUAACUGGUAGUAUUAAAUUAGUUGAAAUUAUUAAAUUAUUAAGUUUAAGAAAAAAUAAUAAUAAAGUUGUUUCAUCUUAUAGUAAUUAA
This is a messenger RNA of Lodderomyces jiufengensis, 1092 nucleotides long. RefSeq lists its product as uncharacterized. The record is from RefSeq and is a predicted model, not a curated record. The coding region runs from base 1 to 1092 and encodes 363 amino acids. NCBI's taxonomy places the organism in Eukaryota, Fungi, Ascomycota, Pichiomycetes, Serinales, Debaryomycetaceae. Gene Ontology annotation, cellular component: peroxisomal membrane. The transcript has a single exon. Gene Ontology annotation, molecular function: NAD transmembrane transporter activity; ATP transmembrane transporter activity; FMN transmembrane transporter activity.